Molecule: messenger RNA, 1038 nt
Organism: Verticillium nonalfalfae
Lineage: Eukaryota; Fungi; Ascomycota; Sordariomycetes; Glomerellales; Plectosphaerellaceae
Exons: 2
Coding region: 1-1038 (345 amino acids)
Biological process (GO): intracellular protein transport
Cellular component (GO): endomembrane system
Molecular function (GO): GTPase activity; GTP binding
Source: RefSeq, a predicted model, not a curated record
AUGUCCUCCCUUGAGGCCAAGAUCGUCGUCCUCGGCUCCCAGGGCGUCGGCAAGACGAGCCUCGUCGAACGCUUUUGCAAGGGCAGCUUCAACCCUUCCCAGAUCACAUCGACCGUCGGCGCCUCCUUCAUGACCAAGCGCGUUGUCGACGGCGAUUCCGACACUACCGUGCGCCUGCAGAUCUGGGACACCGCCGGCCAGGAACGUUUCCGCAGCAUAUCCCGCCUCUACUACCGCGGCGCCAACGCCUGCAUCCUCUGCUACUCCAUCACCGACGCCCAGUCCUUCGCCGAAAUGGGCCUCUGGCUCAACGAGCUACGCCGCAACCUUCCCGCCGACGUCGUCCUCCACGUCGUCGGCACCAAGGCAGACAUGGUCGCCCGCGACCCCUCCUUGCGCGAAGUCCCUUUCGAGCGCUGCAUCGCCUACGUCGCCGAAAACCUCGCCCCCGGCCUCGCCUCGACGCCGCCCCCGACAGCCAACGCUACAGGCUUCGCUCCCGCCUUACCGUCCACCUUCCAGGGCGGCGUCUCCUUGUCUCCCGACUACCCCGCGGCGCACCACGCACUAUCGACAGUCCACCACGCCGCGCAGCAGCAGCAGCAGCACGCCCAGAACGCCCCUUCCGAUGCUGCUCACCCCCGCUCUCCCUCGUCCAAACGCUCGUCCGGCUUCUGGGGCCAGGAAGCUGGCUGGGACGCCUGCCACGAAAUCUCUGCUGAAUCAGGCGAGGGUGUCGAAGAGGUCUUCCGCGUCGUGACCCGCAAACUCGUCGAACAGAACCGCAAGAUCCAGCAGGCCCUGCUGCAGGCCAUGGCGACGCCCGGCACACCGGGCUUCGGUGCCGGCGAGGCGGGCUACUUUGACGGUGCCGUCUACGGUGGUGCCGGGUCCGCCGGCGGCAGUUUCCGGGUCGGCAGGGACAGACGGAGCUGGCUGUUUUCGCCGGGGUUCACGGUACCCGGCGUGCCGGUCGAGGUUGCCGAGGAGAGGGAAGAGAUGGAUGGGGCGGUGGGGAGGCGGAAGCGGUGCUGUUAG